UAAAUGUGAAUGCAUUUGGUUAAUACUUACAGCUAUCCCCACCGACCGAGGGAUUUCCUUCGCUUAAAUUUGCAGUGCCUUAACAUUUUCUUCACUAUCUCUUCUAAUUGAAUAGGAAUUUCAAACUGAAAUCUCUCAUUAUGAGUUCCGUCAUCUCUUCUCACUCAUCAUCGAUGCGUCUCAGUUUGGAGGACAAUGGUGUUUACGUGUAUGAGAGACGAACUGGAGUGCCCUUCCCUUCUGCUCUAGGCCCUUCUCUCAAACUCUGUGGAGUUGGUUUGCGUAAAAAAAGCCUUAUACCAUUCAUAAGCUUUGAUGUCUAUGCUUUUGGUGUUUAUGCUGCUGAUUUGGACAUAAAGGAAUAUCUUUCUGAGAAAUAUAGGAAGUUUUCUGCUUCUAAAUUACAGGGCAAGAAGGAGUUUACUGAUGAUCUUAUGGAAAGUGACAUAUUCAUGGCAGUUAGACUUCAAAUUGCCCACAACGAAUUGAGCAUUGGUUUCUUGCGCGGUGUAUUCAAAGAGUCUGUGGGAAGCAGACUGUACAAGUUUGGGGGAUCGGACUAUAAAGAAUUGCUUCAAAGGUUCACUUCACAAUUUAAAGAUGAAUACAAAAUACCUAAAGGAUCUGUAAUUCAUCUCUUAAGAGAGAAGGGUCAAUUUCUUCGCACAUUGAUUAAUGGACAAGAAGUGGGAAGCAUCCAUAGCAAACUCCUGUGUAAGUCAAUUCUAGAUUUAUAUGUUGGGGAGGAACCAUUUGAUGAACCGGCCAAAGAAGAAAUUGAGAACAACGUAGCUACCUACCUCUAGAUGUUGAAUGUUAAAAUAAAAAUUCUUUUAAGAUAUAGACUCUAUCCUUUUGGUUGAUGCAUGUUUCAAAACUUCAAGUUUGCAAUAUGUAUUUAUAUCUCUAAAUGUUGAACAUUAAAAUAAAAAUCUUAUAUAGACUCUAUAUCCUAUGUUGAUGCAUACUUUAAUUGAACUUCAAGAUCGCAAUAU
This is a messenger RNA of Cajanus cajan (pigeon pea), 995 nucleotides long. Its product is annotated as fatty-acid-binding protein 1. Gene Ontology annotation, molecular function: fatty acid binding; intramolecular lyase activity. NCBI's taxonomy places the organism in Eukaryota, Viridiplantae, Streptophyta, Magnoliopsida, Fabales, Fabaceae. Gene Ontology annotation, biological process: fatty acid metabolic process. Gene Ontology annotation, cellular component: chloroplast stroma. The record is from RefSeq and is a predicted model, not a curated record.